AUGUACUCAGACAACGGUACAACAUUUCAUGGCGCUAAUCGAGAAUUAUCCGAAGCUCACGCGAAAGCAAUUCGCGAUCCAAGCUUUCGUAAUCGUCUCGCUAGCGAUGGAACCGCGUGGCAGUUCCUACCCCCGGCCGCACCACAUUUCGGCGGACUGUGGGAAGCCGGUGUCAAGAGCGUCAAAUACCACAUAAAGCGUUGCAUCGGCCUCCAUACAUUAACUUUUGAAGAAAUGACUACGUUUCUUUGUCGCAUUGAAGCUUGCUUAAACUCUCGUCCGAUCGCUCCCGUCUCCGAUAAUCCUGACGAUUAUCACGCGUUAACGCCUGGUCAUUUCUUGAUUGGUACCUCUCUUCUCGCUCCCACCGAACCAAGCGUGCUUGAAUUUAACGAGAAUCGAUUGUCGCGUUGGCAAAUGAUUCAACGUCUGACGGAAGAGUUUUAG
Molecule: messenger RNA, 447 nt
Organism: Nylanderia fulva
Lineage: Eukaryota; Metazoa; Arthropoda; Insecta; Hymenoptera; Formicidae
Biological process (GO): DNA integration
Molecular function (GO): nucleic acid binding
Source: RefSeq, a predicted model, not a curated record